Molecule: messenger RNA, 9210 nt
Organism: Wyeomyia smithii (pitcher-plant mosquito)
Lineage: Eukaryota; Metazoa; Arthropoda; Insecta; Diptera; Culicidae
Gene: AdamTS-A
Product: A disintegrin and metalloproteinase with thrombospondin motifs 20
Exons: 23
Coding region: 1790-7048 (1752 amino acids)
Biological process (GO): extracellular matrix organization; proteolysis
Cellular component (GO): extracellular matrix
Molecular function (GO): metalloendopeptidase activity; zinc ion binding
Source: RefSeq, a predicted model, not a curated record
AAAUCGUUCGUUGACGGCGGCGGUGGCAGCUCCUUUUUCAGCGAUUUGGCCGAAGAAGGAAGGCAAAGGCUCUCGAGAAGCACUUUGAAACUGUUUGAACCAAUAUUUAAUAAGUAAGACGACGAGGGCGACGACGUCUCGUGCCAAGUGCAAAGCGCUAACACGCGUUCGGGUGCGUUUCGCGAAUUUUGCUACGUGUAGACUUUAUAGAGAAGAGUAGAAGAAGGCGAAAAUAAAAAUAAUAAAAAAUAACGAAAACGUUCAAUUGUUUGCAGUUAAGAACUUGUUGCCUUUGGUUGAAAAUAAAAAAAAUCGGGUCGCCGGUGCUUGCUGCAAGAGUUCGCGAGCCUGAUUCGUGCUUAAGCGUCUCAGGGGUCGAUCGAGUUCUCGAGCGUGAAAAUUGCGGAUACAAGUAGAUCAUUCUGGCCAAACUGGAAGUACUCCCGUGCCUCUCGAGUUUCAUUCAAUGAAUUUGGCUUCAUUCAGCAAUUCCCUCAUCACGAAUUCUGUACAAUCGGCGUUGCUUAGAACUUCGAAGAAUUGCUGUGGCAAGCGGAGCUUUGGGUUUCAGCCUUGAUCGCGUAUGUUAGCAGGGCCAAAGCGAGGAAUUCCAGCAGCAGCAACAACCGCACAGUGUAGUGACGGGGUGCAUCCGGACAGCGCACACAGAUUCUCAUAGGAGGAUUGACAGUAGCGAGGCAAUUCACUUUUGGCCGGCGCAUGGGAACCUCUUCGGUGCCAUAUGUGUUGGUGCGGUCAGUCGAGGCGAGCGUGUACGAUUGAAAAACGUGAUGAAUAUUCAUGGAAAUUGAUUUCGGGUGUCUUUCCAACCUGUUUUUUUGGUUUAAUUUUUUGUUUCGCUUUCGUACUUUAUCUAUCGAGUUUGUUUCGUUUCACGUUUCUUCGCCGGUUGUGAUAGUGUAAGCUUUGCGCGCGCUCGAUAGGAGAGUAAAAAAAAAGAGGCAUUCUUCGUAUAGAUUAUGCUUAUGAGCACUCGGUUCAGUAAUCACGGACGGCGAGAUCCGAGAAGCGGUUCUGCAAACGAACAGAGCGUAGUGAGCGAUAAAUCGGAAAAGAAAUGCAAGGUGGUGAUUUGUUGGGUGACAUUUUCCCAUCUUUUUUAUUUUGCUGACAAAAGAAGAGUGAAAGAAAAUAAGCACGAAUAAAUUUGCACUAGUUGUGAAGUGUCGUUCGGGGGUUAGAGAAGAAAAUAAACGAAGAAAGUACACACAGUUUGAUGCUUUUGUUCUAUUUGGAAGCCAAUUCCGCGUAAUUUAAGUAGUAGAAAAAGUUGGCGCGCUUAGUGACAGCAAAAGAAGACCACUUUGAUGAAAAGAGCCGUUUUGUUCGAAGCAAAUUAGAAGCGAAUUGUCAGAUAAAUCAAAAAAAGCAACAACAUUUGCGUGUUGACGGAAGAAGUAAGCGGCAGAACGUGCUUUGAUUGCUUUUUUUUUCAAAUCGUAAGACGAACGUGGGCGUUUCGGCUAGGACGUUUCGGGACUUAGUUCGCAACAGCCGCUUCAUGUAUUGACACGUGAAUCAGGGGCUGUCAAACUCCGCCGGUGCGCGGGCCCACAUCAUCCUCCGUUCGAGCUUCGAGAUCGAAGACCCUGGCAGUGGCCGAGGCCAGGGUGCCGCUAUUACUGGUGGUGGUAGACAGGACGACGACAACAGCAACAACGACGACGACGACGACAACAACAACGACGACACCGACGGUCUUUCCGUUGUCCGCACGAUCGGCGGUUUCCGCCAGUGGUGCAUUACCUGUUUCUCCUCUUGCUACACGAUGACGACCCGUUGGUCUUCGCCCAAGUGCUGGAUUUACACCGUCGUCGGAGGAGUGCUGCUGAUAAUAGUGACGUUGAUAGUGAGCUUUGUGCACCAUGGAAAUGCAAACCAGCAUCAUGUGAUUGAUAACAGUGAUAACAGUGUGGUGGAUCGGCUAGGUGCGUUCCCGCGAAAAGUUGGAGAAGGACUUCCAGUGACGCCGACGGGUAUGCCCCCAGGUGGAACUGGAACGGCGCAUGGUAGCACAACAGAUGAUGCAAACAUUCUGCGAAAACCGCUGGACGGUUCGAACGGCACAUCUUCUUUCUCUCCUACCGCCACCACGCUCGUGACCGGUCACGACACCAAUGGGAUCCCACGGCUGCAAGAUUCAGCCUCGUCGGAGGAGGUCCUCCUCAUCAAACCUACCAAGCUGACCCAGCCCCUGCAUGCCGACGAUCUGCUGUACGAUUCCAAGACGACAAGUGCCGAUACCCCCGGAGCUCAGCUUGCACCAAAGUUCCACUGGACCGGAUUGUUCCGCAAUCAAUCCUCGCGCAUCUGGGAUCCACAUCCGGAGUACAAGAUCGAGGCGUUUGGCCUCAAAAUGCACAUAAAACUGUCGCAAGAUAGCAGUUUUAUGCCUAAAGAUAUUAAGGUGACACAUGUAUGGCCAAACGAAACACUUCGCAAACCGGAGGACCAUUUAGAUCAUGCCGGCCUGCAGGGAUGCUUCUACCGGGGUCGUGUGGAGGGCGAUAAAAAAUCCACCGUCACUGUAUCGCUCUGCGGGGGAAUGAGAGGACACAUUCGUACUUCAAAUGGUUCUUUUUUCAUCGAACCAGUGGAGACAUAUUCAAACGAAGACACCAAUAUCUGGCACACCCUCUCGCGGGAACGUGUUUCGCAGGAGAUUCUGACUGUGGAUGAUGACGUAAUAGAACCGGCGGAAAAAAACGCCGGAAGUAAUUGCGCCCUGGAUACCAAACAAGAAGAGCACGAUAAACACCUGGAGAGCAUCGAGUUGAACGGCAACGAUGACGACGGGAGCCCCACGGCAGCCAACGGAGGCCACAGUCGGCGCAAGCGCAGCACGGCCCACAUCACGAACAACGAGUACACGAUCGAGGUGCUGGUCGCCGUGGACAAGAAAAUGCAGGAAUACCACCGCGAUACGCUCAAGUCCUACGUGCUGACGCUGAUGUCGAUCGUUUCCAGCAUUUACGCCGACGCCAGCAUUGGAAAUUCAAUUAAGAUAGCAGUCGUGCAUAUCCUGUACCUCCACCAGAACCUCGCGGCACACAGUGCGCUCGAUCUCAAUGGCAGCAAAGGCGUUUCCGCUUCCGAGAUGCUGCAGGCGUUCUGUCGGAUCAAGCAGGCUUCCAACUUUCACCACGACACGGCCUUCCUGCUGACGCGGGAGCAAAUCUGCCGGCACCAGAUGAAGUGCGACACCCUCGGGCUGGCCGAGCUCGGAACCAUGUGCAAGCGGUCCUCGUGUGCGAUCGUGCAGGAUAAUGGCCUGUCGGCGGCGUUCACGAUCGCCCACGAGCUUGGUCAUGUACUCAGCAUGCCCCACGAUGACGACGUACGGUGUGGUCCGUUUCGGGGCGAGAGCAGCACCAAGCAGAACAUCAUGUCUCGCAUGUUGGACCAAAAUACCCAUCCCUGGUCCUGGUCGAACUGCUCCCGGCAUUUCGUCACGGAGUAUCUGGAAACAAACCACGCCAGCUGCAUGCUUGACAAACCAACAACCGAUCUGAUCGAGCCAUCCUCCUCGCAAACCAAACUGGCGGGGGAGAAGUUCACCAACAACCAGCAGUGCGAGCUGGUGUUUGGCAACGGAUCGCGUAUCUGCUCGUAUAUGCCGGUAUGCAAACGACUUUGGUGCAACAACGGUGAUGAAUUGCUCGGCUGUAGGACGCAGCACAUGCCCUGGGCGGACGGAACUAGCUGCGGGGAGAAUCAGUGGUGCCAGAAGGGCGAAUGUGUUCAUGUGAACCGAGAGGCUCUGCAACCGCAGGACGGUGGCUGGGGCCAAUGGAGUCCAUUUAGCGAAUGCAGCCGAAGCUGUGGCGGUGGCGUGCAGACAUCCACGAGAGUGUGUGAUUCGCCUGCACCGGAGAAUGGUGGAAAGUAUUGCAUUGGAAUAAGGAUGCAGUACCGAUCGUGUAAUACGCACGAUUGUCCGGACGAUACGCUGGACUUCCGGGAAGAGCAAUGCCAUGAGCUGGAUGGAAAUAAUUUCGAGAUUCCAGGGUUGGAGAAGAAUGUCAAGUGGAUACCGAAGUACGGCGUCAAGGCGGACGAUCAGUGCAAGCUGUACUGUCGGGUGAAGAAUUCCAAUAGUUACUUUUUACUGCGCGAUAAGGUCAAGGAUGGAACUUCGUGUACCCAUCCGCACGAGAGCUACGAUAUGUGCAUCAAUGGGCAGUGCAGGAGGGCCGGCUGUGAUUACGUGUUCGAUUCCGAUGCUAAAUUGGACAAAUGUGGCAUAUGUCGAGGUAAUAAUGACACUUGCGGCGAGGUGAACGGUGUGUUUCCUUUCAGCAAGAUUCACUUCCUGAAGAAACCGUACGUGCAGAAGAUCGUUCGUAUCCCACGGGGAGCCACCAACAUCGAGAUUAUUCAACGGGGCUACAAAGAUGAUGGGAACUAUCUAGCUCUCCGAGACGAAAACGACGAUUACAUUUUCAACGCUCCGAAAAUGACCGUUGUGACCGGAUUCAAGAGGCGUCUGUUCGCGGGUGUUAUGCUGGAAUACAACGGACCGGAUGAGCCAAUCGAAAUUGUCCGGUCCGAUUUCGGGCAUCCGUUGAAGCGAGAUUUGGUUGUGGAAAUCUAUUCCCACUCGAAGAUGCAUCCCGUAAGCGAAAACAUUGUCGAAUAUAGUUUCACCAUUCCAAACGAUAGGCCACCUGUUAGCGUAACCAAGUCGACUCCCACCUUUGUUCAACAUUAUCCAAGUCAAAACAGCAUUCCGAACUACCAGUGGAAGAUGUCCGAGUGGAGCGAGUGCGAUCAGAGCUGCUCCGGAAAACGGCAUCGAACGGCUGGUUGUUACGAUAUUGAAACCGGCAAAGAAAAGCCUAUCUCAUACUGUCGCAAUAGUGCUAAACCUAGAGAAGACUAUGAACCGUGCAAUAUGGAGUGUAAAUUCGAAUGGGAGGCAACCACUUCCGAGUGUUCCAAUUCCUGUGGCGAAGGAGUCAAAAACGUCCAGUAUCAGUGCGUGCAGCGAUACAUUAAAACCCAGCAAACCAAUCCAGUUGAUCCGACCUAUUGUGCCAACAUUCGCAAACCAAACAUCCUGGAGAAAUGUCACGGUCCAUGUCUGGAUGCAACCUGGUCGUACAGUGAAUGGGACCCGUGUUCACGCACGUGUGGUGGUGGAAGGCAGAAUCGUACCGCCCGGUGCCUUUCGUCUCCCGAUGGGUUCCGGAUAAGUGAAAGCUUUUGCGCCGAGAAACCAAAGGAGGAAAUUUACCGACGCUGCAACGUCGACAGCUGUCCCGAGUGGGUCACAGGAGAAUUAACCCCGUGCUCGGUGACCUGUGGCGAAGGACAGCAACGGUAUGCUAUCUACUGUGUACUAAACAAUGUUAGCGUAAACGCAGCUUUAUGUGGCACCCGUCCGGUCGCAGUGAUCGUCAACUGUACCAUGCCACCCUGCGAGAAGAAGCAAGAACCACCUGCCUACGCUUACUCGGGAGAGGAAACGAAGCCGAUCAUCGCUCAGCACGAUAGCAAUUACUACUCGGCGUUGCACACGGGCGUCACGUACAACAAUGUGUCCUCGUCGGCCCAUCCGUACAAGUGGUGCACCAGCGUCUGGAGCAUUUGCAAUGCCAAGUGCAACGGGGGCAUCAAACAGCGGAAGGUACAGUGCUGCUACAAGCACAACGAGUCCCGCAUCGUGGACGAUUUGUACUGCCACAAGGAGAAGAAACCGUCGGUGCAAACUAACUGCGGCAACUUCCGGUGUCCCCAGUGGAACUUUGGCCAGUGGGGCGAGUGCAAUGACGAUUGCAAGCGCUAUCGUCAGGUGCUUUGCCAAGAUCACCGAGGUACGGAAAGUACCGAAUGCCCAGUGAACCAGAAACCACCCGAGGUGGAGUCGUGUUGCCAUUUCCGAUGGAGGAUUACAAACUGGAAGCCUUGUAACGUGACGUGCGGUGGUGGUGACGGUUACCGAACCGGAGAGCGUGUCUGUAUGCGUCUAUUCCCGAAGUCCGUCGACAAUCCGCACCCGGUAAAGACUGGCCGCAAGGUGGAUGCCAAACAAUGCGCACACGUGAAGAUUCCACCGGCCAAGAAGCUUGUACGCAAGUGCAAACCCUGCCAGUUCCGUUGGGAAGUGUCCCCGUGGUCAAAGUGUUCCGUUGGCUGUGGAGUUGGGCUGGCGACUCGCAAUGUCACCUGUAGCAACGGCCGAAGUCCGUCCAAUGUUUGCGACGCCAAACACAAGCCGAGCAACGCGAAAACCUGCGAAACGCAAAGCUUCUGCCGCUGGACCACCGGACGAUGGAACAGAUGCAAGUGCGAUGGCUUUCAGAGACGGGGCGUCAAGUGUUACGAUGAGCUCACUAAAAGCGAAUCGAACCGCUGCCCGGAACCGCGACCGACACAGAAGAAAAAGUGUACCCCGACGCCCGACUGUCGGCCACGGUACAGCAAAUCGAUCAGCUUCACCUGCCAGGAUGUACAGCGAAACCGGCAAACUAGACGGGACGGCGAGUACGCUCUCAACGUCAAGGAUAGACUGGUAACGAUUUACUGUCACAAUAUGACGUCCAGCACGCCGACCGAGUAUCUCACGCUUAAGUCAGGCCUGGUCGAGAACUACGCCAUCUACAAUAACAAGAGAGCCUCCAAUUCCCAAGUUUGUGCGCCAUCCUCAGAGGAUUUUGUAGAUGAAAGUAUCGCAUACGGCGCAACCCAUUACCGGAAGAUCCGGCUUAACAUCCAAACGCUGCAGGUACUGGUGGAUGACCACCGAUUUACCGACCGUUCUGGGAAGCCUCAGUCAUUCGGUUCGGCCGGAGAUUGCUACAGCAUUACGGGCCGAUGUCCGCAGGGAGAUUUCUCGAUCAACCUGGAGAACACGCCGUUCCGAAUUCGACCCCGCACCAAGUGGGAAACCAAGGGGCAGAGUGCGGUCAUACAAUUCCUGAUACCGCUGGAGGCACCGUUCCAAAAGGUGCGAGCGCGCUGUGGUGGCUAUUGCGGAACUUGUUCAGUGUCCCAAAGUAGUGGAUUGUUCCUAGAAUUGGUUUAAGCAAUAACUGCAGCCAAACCUGCGUGCCAGUCGUCUAGUGUAAAUGAUCCACAUUGAAAUACGUCAUUUACAACAACAACAACAACAGUAGCAACAACGCAAUCCUGCCAAGGGGCAGUGGCGAUGUUGAACCGGCCCAUCAAGUAAUUGCAUUUGUUUAGAUGGAAAUCGCAUGAGAUCGACGACCAGAGCUGCCACUGACAAAAACUUGUACUAUUUUGUGCCAACACAACCACACAUUAUUUUAAGCAAAAAAAGAGUAUUUAUUGAAAACAAAAAAUGCCUUAAACACAGCAACUCAAUCUGUGCUUUAUAAGUAAGAAAAAUCUUUUUCAAACUUUGAAAAAGAUGUUCACAAUAAACAAAAGCGAAAAAACAGAUCCUGCGAGAGUCGAUCUGGCAAAAGGAGCAGUGCUGCCAGCUAGAGAGCAAAUCAAGACUGACGAAAGGUUGGAGCUUAUUUUAACGAGUAAUUUACUGCUGUAGCGGCAGCGGAACCGUCUGUAACCGCAGAUUGACACUCGCAGCCACCUGAUCAAUCACCUCCUCCUGUCCCAGUUGUUCAGUUUUAUCGAGCAAAUUGUGACAGUGCGGAACGCUUUGGAUAUUAUUAAAUUCAUAAGAGCUAUACUAUAAACCACUUGACAUUGUUAAUGUGUGUGUGCUUCCAUGUUAGUAGUUAGCCGACCGCUUGCGAAACGAAUUGUUCAGAUUUUUUACCCUUACUAAAACCAACAAAUGUGUCAUAAUGUGCCUCGAAACUCAAAGUGCUUUCUACGGAAACAAUCGAAUCGUCUAGGAACUCACCAAAGUACAAAAAGUUUUGGAAUCUCAAUGUGAGUCUUCUGGAAGACUUAUUAAACUGCGUUCAAAAAUACUCAACUGUAGCUUAAAAUCAAUACAAACAUUAUUCGCAGCAUACCACUAAUCGUAUCUCAACUAAGUAUUAUACAGAAGCUCCUCAAUGUCCUAUCAAUUAUAUUUAAAAAUAAAUACUAGAGAAUAGUGAAAAAAGGCAAACAGUGUUCAAACGAGUAGAAAGCAUUGAAUGAGCCACUUUGUGCGAACAAACGGGCCCACAGUUCAUAGGAAGAAAAGUUUUUUUUAGUGUUCUAACAAAGUUUUUUGUCCGAGAAAAAGCACAAUUUGUUUAGAGAAAGUUUUGGCAAUCUAGGUUUAGUAAAACAAGUCGACAAUCUGCCGCCCCGUCAACGUCAACAAUGUGAAAAAAAACAACAACAACGGAAUGUAUCUACAAGGAAGCAUCAUACUGCCAUACCUAGAUGUAGCGUUACGUCCUACGAUUGUUCGUAAAAAUUAUCUAACUUCUCGAGUUCUAGAUUAUAGAUGUUUUUUGUUUGUCAUUUGUACUUUCAACAAAUGCCACCGCCAAGAGAAACCUUAAAAUAUAUAAUACUUUAGGACUAUAGAAGCAUACUAAAACCUGAACCAAUACCGUUUGAGUUAGUUUGGGAGAAAAGUAUUAUACACUGGUCAAUUUUUUUAACUUUUGAUAAACCAACCGCAAUCGCAUCGGGAUGGAAUAAUAUUCUUACUAUUCCCCCGUUUUUUAUAUAUGAUAAAAUGAAUCCAAAAACAAACGCAAGAGAGGAACCAAACUCUUAACGACUAUUCCUUGUAAAUAUCACCGUGACUAAGCUAUAGCGUUAAAGUUUAAAUUCCUAAAUCCCCGACCGUCGACUCCAUCCCGUUUUUAUCACAAGCUGUCAAAAGCGAUCCAACUACAAAAUUCUGCUGAAAAAUUUAUUAUAUUUUUUGCACAUCCGCGAUUGUUUUAGACAAAAUAUAUUUAUUUAUUGAAAAUUUACAAACUAGGUAAAUUUAGUUAUUAGUUAGUUUCUAGCACAGUUAAGCGGUGCUUUUGUGUAAUUUUUUGCCAUAUCUAAUAAUAAAGAAUGCUAUACCACUGUCAAUACAUGCAUAUAUUGUGAGGAAAAAAUACGUAUUUGCAAGCAUUGUACUGUUUUUUUUUCUUUUGUCGAAUUAGCACGACCCAAAAUCGAACAUCUUUGAAGGAUUUUAAUUAAAAGAAGAAAAAGUUUGAAUAAUACAAGCGUAAAAGUAUAACCCAAGUUGCCGUACAGUAGUGUUAAAUGUUAUGAAAUUUUGAGUAAUAAAAUUGUUCGCAAAAGAAACUUGUC